Molecule: messenger RNA, 2267 nt
Organism: Arabidopsis thaliana (thale cress)
Lineage: Eukaryota; Viridiplantae; Streptophyta; Magnoliopsida; Brassicales; Brassicaceae
Product: Ankyrin repeat family protein
Exons: 4
Coding region: 123-2147 (674 amino acids)
Cellular component (GO): membrane
Source: RefSeq, marked reviewed
CUCGACGUGGCUCGAGACAAAACUUUUAAUAUAAAUGGACGAACUUUUUGUCUCAAUCUCGUCAACCUUUAGCAAAACCUCUUGCAUUACUGAUCUUCUUCUUCCACUUGUUUAGGUUUGCGAUGGACAGUUCUGAAGCAGAGCUAGAUAGAAUUGAGGCACAAAGGUCAACAGAUGCGUCUCAUGAUCAACAGAACAGAACAUACUUACCCAUGAACAUACACGGUUCACAAGACUUCUCUCAAAGCGGAGGAGAUGGCGUCACGCCACUUACAGGAGACACCGAAUCUGUGCCAGAGUUCCUUACUAACCUUAGAUUGUCGGAUCUUUACGCUAUCCGUGGUGAAGAUGUCCGGAUGAUUCCAGAGGUUUUUAGUAAAAUAAGUGAUGGGAACAAAGAAUGUCUGGAGAAGUUGAGAAGCCGUGGAAUUUCAGUGGCACGUAUCAAGAGCAAUACAGGAGAUUCAAUUCUUCAUCUUGCUGUUACAUGGGGUCAUCUAGAACUAGUGAAGGAGAUUGUCUGUGAAUGCCCGCGUCUUCUCUUGGAGCAAAACUCAAGCGGUCAGACACCGCUACAUGUGGCGGCUCAUAGCGGUCAUACCACUAUUGUUGAGGCUUUUGUCGCAUUGGUAACAUUUUCUUCAGCUAGACUGUGUAAUGAAGAGAGUGAGAGAAUGAACCCAUAUGUUCUCAAGGACAAAGAUGGAAAUACUGCUCUGUACUACGCGAUUGAAGGGCGCUAUUUCGAGAUGGCUGUAUGUCUGGUGAACGCAAACCAGGAUGCUCCUUUUCUUGGAAAUAAGUAUGGAGUAUCUUCCUUGUUUGUGGCAAUAAAUACUGGAGAUGUAUCUCUUGUGAAAGCAAUUUUGAAAAUCAUAGGCAACAAGGACCUUAAAGGGAAGAAGUCUAACUUGGAGUCAAAGUUACAAGGGCAGAAAUCUCUUGCACAUGUUGCUUUGGUGACCCAGAGUAUAGGUGUCCUUGAUGUUAUUCUUGAUGAAUAUCCAAGUCUUAUGGACGAGCGAGAUAUAAAUGGUUGGACUUGUCUUUCACUCGCAGCACAUAUAGGGUAUUAUGAAGGAGUAUGCAACCUCUUAGAACGAUCAACAAAGGGUGUUUAUGUCUGCGACCAAGAUGGUUCUUUUCCAAUUCAUACAGCUGCAGAGAAAGGUCAUGAAAAUAUUGUUGAAGAGUUUAUAAAACGAUGUCCAGGUUCAAAACACUUACUUAACAAACUUGGUCAGAACGUUCUCCACAUUGCAGCAAAAAAUGGGAAAUUUUGGAUUUCGAACAUGUUGAUAAUUAAUAAAGAUACGGAACAUCUGGGUGUUGGGCAAGAUGUGGACGGGAAUACACCUUUGCAUCUUGCCGUCAUGAACUGGCACUUUAAAUCCAUUACUUGGCUUGCUAGGAGUAGCAAGAUACUGAAAGUGCGGAACAAAAACGGCUUAAGAGCUAGGGAUAUUGCCGAGAGAGAGGUGAAACCCCACUACAUCUUUCAGGAGAGGUGGACACUGGCGCUCUUAUUAUACGCUAUUCACUCAAGGGGUUUCGAAUCUGUACACUCAUUAACAAAACCGUCAGUGCCACUAGACCCUAAAAAUAACAGAGAUUACGUCAACACUCUUCUCCUGGUAGCUGCUCUUGUAGCCACAAUGACGUUUGCUGCAGGUUUUACAAUACCAGGUGGGUUUAACAGCUCUGCUCCACACUUGGGCAGGGCAACUUUGGCCACUAAUCCAACUCUCUUCAUUUUUCUGGUACUUGACAUCUUGGCCAUGCAAAGUUCCGUUGCAACAAUAGGUAUUCUUAUUUGGGCGCAGUUAGGUGAUCCAGUGCUCAUUCGCUCAUCCUUACAUGUGGCUUUGCCCUUACUGCUUUUUGCUUUACUCUGCAUGCCCUUGGCAUUCCUUUUUGGCGUGGUCACUGCAGUUGGGCAUGUGAAAUGGCUUGUAGUCAUCAUUUGCAUUAUAUCUGUUUUAUUCUUUUCUUGGGCGAUCUUUGUCCUUGGCCCUCACGUCAUGCUACAACGGUCAUACGUUUCUCCCAAGUACGCUGGUGACUUUCUCGUGACUUUUAUGCAGUAUAAAGACAUAAUUGGGCUUUUUGUGUCUUUGAUAAAGUUUCUUUUUUGUGGUUGUUAUUAAGAGUUUGUAGCCUAUUCAAAGGCAUUCUUCGUAUGAAAAAAUCAUCAAAAGUUUAUUGAUGAAAGGAGAUUUUUGUUCUCUUUCAAAAUAAAAAUAAAAAGCUAGAUAUGAUGGUCUCUC